Triticum turgidum subsp. durum (durum wheat) is the source of this 1104-nucleotide messenger RNA. Lineage: Eukaryota; Viridiplantae; Streptophyta; Magnoliopsida; Poales; Poaceae. The record is from the annotation of a GenBank genome assembly.
AUGGAGGAGAGGCCAACGGACAUGGCGCCGGUGCACGUGCUGGUGUUCCCCUGGCCGCUGCAGGGCCACAUCAACUCCAUGCUCCCCUUCGCCGCGGGCCUCCUCGGCGCCGGCGUCCACGUCACCUUCCUGCACACGGAGCACAACCUCCGCCGGGUCGACCGCGCCGCUUCGCCACGCCUCCGCUUCGCGUCCGUGCCGGACGGCCUCCCCGACGACCACCCGCGCUCGGUCGCCCACCUCGGCGAGAUCGGCAGGUCCCUGAGGCCGAGCGCCAGCGCCGCCUACCGUGCCCUGCUCGCCCCGCCGCUCUCCGCUAGAAGCCACGCCGACGGCGGGUUCCCGCCGGUGUCGUGCGUCGUGGCCGACGGCUUGCUGCCGUUCGCCAUCGACAUCGCCGAGGAGCUCGGCGUGCCGGCGCUCGCUUUCCGCACGGAGAGCGCGUGCAGCAUCUUGGCUUACCUCUCUGUGCCCAGGCUCGUGGAGCUCGGCGAGGUUCCGAUCCCUGUAGGCGCCGACCUCGACGAGCCGGUCCGUGGCGUUCCGGGGAUGGAGGGCUUCCUGCGGCGGCGAGAUCUUCCAAGUUCUUGCCGCGGCCACGGCGCCGAGGCCGACGAGCUCGACCCCAUGCUGCAGGCACUCGCCAAGUACACCGCUCACAGCUGCAAGGCUCGGGCGCUCAUAUUCAACACGACCGCCUCACUGGAGCGGUCGGCGCUCGCACACAUCGCGCCCCACAUGCGCGACGUCUCCGCCAUAGGCCCUCUCCACGUCAUCUCGGCCGCGCCGGCGUCGGCCACCAGCCUGUGGCGCGAGGACGACGGCUGUACGACGUGGCUCGAUGGGCACGCGGACCGGUCCGUCGUGUACGUGAGCUUGGGGAGCCUCGCAACCAUUUCGCGGGAGGAGUUCGCCGAGUUCCUUCCGGCCUCGUCAGCGCCCACUACGCGUUCAUGUGGGCGCUCCGGCCGGACAUGGUCGGGGCGAGCCAGAGCGCCGCUCUCCAGGAAGCCGUGGACGCGGCGGGCAAGGGCAAGGUGCGCGUCGUGGACUGGGCGCCGCAGCGAGACGUGCUGCGGCACCGCGCCGUGGGGUGCUUCCUAA